This is a messenger RNA of Lates calcarifer (barramundi perch), 1271 nucleotides long. It is a transcript of the gene dus4l, whose product is annotated as dihydrouridine synthase 4-like (S. cerevisiae). Lineage: Eukaryota; Metazoa; Chordata; Actinopteri; Centropomidae. The coding region runs from base 252 to 1199 and encodes 315 amino acids. Gene Ontology annotation, biological process: tRNA processing. The transcript is spliced from 6 exons. The record is from RefSeq and is a predicted model, not a curated record. Gene Ontology annotation, molecular function: tRNA dihydrouridine synthase activity; flavin adenine dinucleotide binding.
ACACACGCCCACAUUUUUCCCCGCAUGGUGGACUGAGACAUCGUUGUUUUAUAUUGUUCCUAAUAUAGUUCUAUCUAUGUAUCAGUGUCUGCCAGUGUGGGGGUUUAUGUUGCAUAACUAGUUUGUUCUCGUCUUUGAAACAAUGAAAUAGACGUCAGUCGACAGAACCUAUCCUUUAACUCUACUCGACUCUUAGGUAUUGAGCUAGUUAGCUUGUUGUGCUAGCUGGCUAACGGUGCCACUUGAGAAGAAUGAAGACUUGCAAUGGAAACACCAGUAUUAUGGACAUGUUUGAAAAGGGGAAAGUCCUGAAAAUAUGUGCACCGAUGGUUCGAUAUUCAAAGCUUGCAUUUAGGUCCUUGGUGAGGAAGUACAAUUGCGACAUCUGCUUCACACCAAUGAUAGUUGCUGCUGACUUCAUGCGAUCUGUCAAAGCCAGAGACAGUGAAUUCACCACCAAUGAGGGUGACCGGCCCCUGAUAGUGCAGUUUGCUGCUCAUGAUGCACAGACUCUGGCUGAUGCAGCUUGUGUGGUUGCACCUUUUUCAGAUGGAGUGGACCUCAACUGUGGCUGUCCCCAGAGAUGGGCUAUGUCAGCUGGAUAUGGUGCAUGCCUCAUCAACAAGCCUGAACUUGUGAAAGACAUGGUCAGACAUGUCAGAAACCAAGUGGACAAUCCAAACUAUACAGCGUCCAUCAAGAUAAGAAUUCACAAGGACCUGAGGCAAACAGUUGAUCUGUGCCAGAAGGCCGAAUCAGCUGGUGUGUCAUGGAUAACAGUCCAUGGCCGUACAACAGAAGAACGCCACCAGCCAGUCCAUUAUGAUGCCAUAAAGACAAUCAAAGACAGUGUAUCGGUACCUGUCAUUGCUAAUGGGGACAUAAAGUACCUCCGUGAUGUGGAAUCCACUCACCAGCUUACUGGUGUCGAUGGUGUGAUGGCUGCACGGGGGUUGCUUGCAAACCCUGCCAUGUUCGCUGGCUAUGAUGAUACUCCCUUGGAGUGUAUAUGGGACUGGAUAGACAUCUCUGUAGAGCAGGGCACUCCAUUCACUUGCUUCCAUCACCAUCUUAUCUACAUGCUGGAGAGAGUUAGCUCCCAGCCUGAGAGAAAAAUAUUCAAUUCUCUAAGCAGUACCUCAGCUGUAAUAGAUUACCUCCAGAACACAUACGGGUCAGUACAAGAUGUGGGAACAUGAUUAUAUUGAAAUGUGAUGUAUCUGAUUUUAUCUUUUUUUUGUGCCAAAUAAAAUUGAAAAGCUAUAGUUUUA